Brassica napus (rape) is the source of this 2734-nucleotide messenger RNA. Its product is annotated as pre-mRNA-processing factor 39-2. The record is from RefSeq and is a predicted model, not a curated record. The transcript is spliced from 13 exons. Gene Ontology annotation, cellular component: U1 snRNP; commitment complex; U2-type prespliceosome. Bases 214 to 2466 code for a protein of 750 amino acids. Gene Ontology annotation, biological process: RNA processing; mRNA 5'-splice site recognition. Lineage: Eukaryota; Viridiplantae; Streptophyta; Magnoliopsida; Brassicales; Brassicaceae. Gene Ontology annotation, molecular function: protein binding.
UGCACCGACCAACACACAAGCACACCCCGUUCGUUUUAAUCCGUCGUCUCCAUCUCCAACCCUAUAACCUCUUCCUGUAAACGAAACAAACACGAAAUCGAAAAAAAACUUGAGAGCUCCGAGCGUUUACUGAUUCCAAUCACUUCUUGAAGCGAAGCGAGCUUCCCUCUUCAGCUUCCGAGUUUCGGUUUACGAGUCUGAUUCAAGAAAGUUAUGGGAGACAGCGAGGCCAUGGUUGCCCAGGGAUAUACCUCUGCACCAUAUGGAGAUUAUAAUACUUCUGCUGCUGCUACAACUGUGGAAUCUACAGGGCAAGAAAACGCUUCUUUGGUCAAUGGGACUGGCCCUGAAGGUGGUUCAAGUGCGCCAGUGGAGAAUGGAAAGGUAGCAGAUAAGGUGGCUGUAACAGCUCCAGGAGCGGAGCAUGGAGACAAUGCUGUCUCUACGCUUUCACCGGAAGAGGAGCGCCUAUGGAGUAUUGUAAGGGCUAAUUCUUUAGAGUUCAAUGCUUGGACUGCCUUAAUUGAAGAGACAGAGAGGAUAGCUCAGGACAAUAUAGCGAAAAUCCGGAAGGUGUAUGAUACUUUUCUAGCUGAAUUUCCUUUGUGUUAUGGCUAUUGGAAAAAGUAUGCGGAUCAUGAGGCUCGCGUGGGGGCAAUGGACAAAGUCGUGGAGGUUUACGAAAGAGCAGUGCAGGGGGUGACAUAUUCAGUGGACAUUUGGGUGCAUUAUUGCACUUUUGCCAUCAAUACAUAUGGAGAUCCAGACACCAUCAGAAGGCUUUUUGAACGAGCUCUGGUUUACGUUGGGACUGAUUUUCUGUCGUCUCCAUUGUGGGACAAAUACAUUGAGUAUGAGUGCAUGCAGCAGGACUGGAGCCGAGUUACCAUGAUUUACACCAAAAUAUUGGAAAAUCCUAUUCAAAAUCUUGAUAGAUACUUCGCCAACUUUAAGGAACUAGCCGAAACAAGGCCUCUGUUAGAACUAAGGAGUGCCGAGGAAUCUGCGGCAGUUGCAGCUGCUAGUGAUGCUUCUAAAGCUGCACCAUCUGAGUCUGAUGGAAAGGCAGAUGAAGAAAAAUCUCAAGCUGAUGGUUCCUCCGAACAAUCUCCCAAAUUGGAAACUGCUGGUUCAACUGACCCCGAGGAGUUGAAGAAAUACAUUGCCAUCAGAGAAGCCAUGUAUAUUAAAGCCAAAGAGUUUGAAUCCAAGAUCAUUGGUUUUGAAAUGGCUAUAAGAAGGCCAUAUUUCCAUGUGCGGCCUCUCAAUGCUGCAGAGCUAGAGAACUGGCAUAACUAUCUGGAUUUCAUAGAGAAGGAUGGAGACUUUAAUAAGGUUGUCAAGCUAUAUGAAAGAUGUCUAGUGGCAUGUGCAAAUUACCCUGAAUACUGGAUUCGAUAUGUACUAAGCAUGGAAACAAGUGGAAGUAUGGACCUUGCAGACAACGCCCUUGCUCGAGCAACUCAAGUGUUUGUCAAGAGACAACCAGAAAUUCACCUUUUUGCUGCUCGAUUAAAAGAGCAAAAUGGGGACAUAGCUGGUGCAAGAGCUGCAUUCCAAUUAGUGCAUUCUGAAAUUUCUCCCGGACUUGUUGAAGCAGUGAUUAAACAUGCUAACAUGGAACAGCGACAAGGAAAUCUUGAGGAUGCUUUCGCAUUGUAUGAGCAAGUGAUUGCUCUUGAAAAGGGAAAAGAGAACUCCACAGUACUGCCGCUGCUGUAUGCUCAGUAUUCAAGAUUUUCAUAUUUGGUUUCAGGGGACGCUGAGAAAGCUAGGAAGAUUCUAGUCGAAGCACUUGACCACGUGCAGCCUUCAAAACCUCUCCUGGAAACAGUGCUUCAUUUUGAGAGUUUUCUACCAGCACCAAGACAGAUUGAUUACCUUGCGCCAUUUGUUGAGAAGGUUAUAAAUCCAAAUUCAGAUGCCCAGAACGUUGCAAGCUCCACUGAGAGAGAAGAGCUAUCGUUGAUAUAUAUAGAGUUCUUGGGCCUUUUUAGAGAUGUCAAGACCAUCAAAAAGGCAGAAGAUCAACACGCUAAACUCUUUCGCCGGAGCACGUCAGAGCUGAGAAAGCGUAGCGCAGAUGAGUUUCUAUCUUCUGAUAGGACAAAAAUGGCGAAAACAUAUAACGGCACUCCUCCUGCUCAGCCAGCGUCUGCACAGUCUCAAUGGUCUGGUGGAUACGCUGCACAGCCUCAGACUUGGCCACAAGCACAAGCCGCUCCUGCACAACCACAACAAUGGAACCCCGCCUAUGGCCAGCAGGCUGCGUAUGGUGCAUAUCCCGCUGGUUAUACUGCUCCACAAGCACCAGCACCAGCACCAGUGCCACAAGCUACUGCUUAUGGCGCAUAUCCUGCUCAGGCAUAUCCAGCACAGAGUUACGCACCUCCUGUUGCUGGUGCAGCACCGGUGCAGCAACCCACUGCUGCUGCUCCUCAAGCUUACUACAACACUUACUACUGAGCCUGUUGUUGGUGUUGUUUUUCUUUCGUUUUUGUUAUGAGAUCUAUAUAAACCAUCUCCUCCUCCUUAGCUACUCAAGUUUAGCAUAUCUGACUCGCGUCUGAAUGUUUACAUGUCUAUGUUCUCGGUCAGUGACACAUGAGUUUUACUUUUCAGUUGCUUGAUCCGUAAAAGGUUCUUGAAUUUCGCUGGUAAUGAUACAGAUUGUAACAGGAGACUUUUGAAUCGAUGAACCGGUUAGUUCGGUUUAAAUGAUGACUUUUUGAAA